Lethenteron reissneri (Far Eastern brook lamprey) is the source of this 3842-nucleotide messenger RNA. RefSeq names its product ER membrane protein complex subunit 7 (gene EMC7). The record is from RefSeq and is a predicted model, not a curated record. Lineage: Eukaryota; Metazoa; Chordata; Hyperoartia; Petromyzontiformes; Petromyzontidae. Gene Ontology annotation, cellular component: EMC complex. Gene Ontology annotation, molecular function: carbohydrate binding.
AGCCCCCCGCCCCCACGUGACCGACCGGCAAAGCAACAUGGCGGUGCUGGUGUCGACGCUGCUGGUGGUGCUGCUCGCGGGCGGCGCCGCCGCCUCCACCUCCUCCCCCGUCUCCUCCUCGUCCUUCUCCUACCUCGAGGCGGAGGACGCCAACGGGGAGCGAUUCAAGAUCGAGGGCCGCGUCUCCGUGCCCGGGUUCAAGAUGCAGGAGUGGAUCUCUGGCGCCCGGGUGCUGGUGGAGGGCGGCGAGUACACGGGGCUGCUCAGAACGGAUGGAAGCUUCACCGUGCAUAACGUCCCCUCCGGCUCCUAUGUUGUGGAGGUGGCAUCCCCCUCUUUCAAGUUUGAUCCUGUUCGAGUUGACAUCACCACGAAGGGGAAAAUAAGGGCCCGUAAACUGAACUACAUCAAGAGCUCCGAGGUGGUGCCAAUGCCUUACCCGCUGCGGAUGCGAGCCUUCGGAACGCCCAACUACUUCAUGAAACGCGAGACGUGGAAAUGGACCGACUUCCUCUUCAACCCCAUGGUGCUCAUGAUGGCCCUGCCCUUGCUCAUUGUCUUCCUCUUGCCCAAAGUAAUGAACACCAAUGACCCAGAAAUGCGAAAGGAAAUGGAGCAGUCUAUGAACAUGCUGACACCAAACAAAGAUCUUCCCGACGUGUCCGAGCUCAUGACGCGCAUCUUCACCACGAAGAAAGCCGUUAAGAGCAGCGGCACUACGAAAGUCAGUAAGCCAGGGCCGGUUAAGAGGAGAUAGAUGACAACUGUCACCUGCACCCUCUGAUCCUUCCCUCUCUUCACACAACCACAGCAGUGGCUGCAGUUUUUUUGUUCCACUCUGCCCCAUUGCCCAAAACACGAGACAUCAAUAUUUAGUAACAUUGUUUUAUAUUGAAAAAAAGCUCGAUUUUAUUGAUCCAAUUUAUAACUUUGAAUCCCUUGUCAGAAAUUGGAAUAAAAUCUUGGCGAAUUUAUAGUUUGAGAAAAAACAUCGCAUCAAGAUACGUUUCUCACGAUAUCGUGUUGCUGCGUGUUUUUAUGCUACAACUGCCCAUAGAACAGGUUAUCUCAUAAUACUAAUUACAUUUUCCAAACACACAUCCAAAUUUAAUGGUAAUUUGUUAUGUUUAUUAUGUUUCUAGUUAUUAGAAAUUUCCUCGUGAGGCUGUCCUCAGAUAACCAUUAGUAUAUGUGUAUAUACAUAACAGAUUAAAUAGAAAUAACAACAGGUUAUUUUUAUUUGAACUGUUAUUUUAUUUAUAUGUACAUAUUACGCCAGUAGUUUUUUCUAAGCUCGCAAAUUAUUUUCUGGCUUGCACCACAAUGCGUUGUGCAUUAAUGGUAAAACACACUGAAGGAAAGUGCAAAUCUAAACCCUUUUAAAACGACCUAACGUUUUGCAGGUAACAUGCAAAAUGACUCAUCCGUGGUCACUCUUGGAUUAAAUACUUUAUUAUUAUUAUUUAAGUGAGUACAAAUGCAGAUUUUGCCAAGAUAUUGUUUUAAUAAAAUGUGAGAGCCAGUUUGUUUAAAUGAAUGUCAUCAAUUAUUUGAAUUCAUACAAAAAUCUGGAAAUAAAUCCUGCACGACUAAAACCAAUGGAAAAAUUAAGCAGGGAAUGCUUUCCAAACAUAAACUUAGACGCACAACGAUAUUUAAGAUUUACAUUUUGUGGUACAUAAGAAAUCUGUGACUGCAAUUUGAAAAUAAAUCCCUUUUCUUCACUUAUAUCAUUUCCGUUAGUCCUUGUGUUACUUUCAUACCAAGUACUGAGCAGAGUAAAUCAUCGUUAAGUGCAGUUACAAGAUCUCAAUUAUAUCAUUACCUCUGCUUGGGGACGGGGGGGGGGGGAAAUGUGGAUAUUUGUAAUUUUUCACAUCCAGAACACAUGAGCCACAUAAAUGACAACACUUGUGUAAUGUUGGUUGGCGAUGUUUCUUGCAGAUGAGUAAACAGACCACGCACAGCCAGCCCAUAUACAGGUUUCCCUCAUCGUGUGCGGAUUCAGUUUGUGCAAUUUUGUGCUGUAUAUGCGGCUAUAACAUAUUUCUACCCAAAAUUUGCAAUAUGCGGUUUGAAUUCACUCCUUUGCGGUCGGGCGUGGGCCCACAUUGUGUAGUGUGUACUGUAUUGGAACGCCGCACGAAGUGAAGGAAAUCUUUACUUCCCAUGCAUAGGGCACUGCAGUUGCUGGCUCAAUGCAAUCGACCGUUUCCCUAAACAAUUCUAAGCUGGUAAGAGACAUUUGCAACCUUUAUAGGCAUGUCGUCCUUGAAAAUAAGCUGUUUAGCCCCAUUGGGCCUUACAACAUAUGAUGCAUUGAAAACAUGAUACAUUUAAAACAUGAUAAAAAGAGCUUACUGACAUUCCACAACUGUUUAUUAAUGAUUCGUUCUGCUUUCAAAUAACUUGGCACACAGUUUUGGCAUACACAGUUCUUAAUCAGGUGGGAGUGGCAGCAGCAAGAAAGUAUGAAUAUGGGUUGGAGUUGGUGACUUGCAAAAUAAUAUAAACUUUGUGUUUGUAAAGGCAAUGCACUUUUUCUACCUGUAUUCACAUUUAAGGGUGAUGUAAAACAAUGUUCAUUAUGCACUAUCAUGAUGGAUUAUAAGGAAUAAUAUAAUAUACAUUGGUCUGUUUUACCCUGUAAAUAAAUAACAUUUAGGUCCAUCAGCCUAUCAGCUUGUGGACCACUGAUUUCAAGCAAUAUUUGUUUAAUCGGGCAAACUGGACAGGUUUUGGCUUGAUCCGCGAUUUAAUAGAGUUUGCUGUGAGUUGUGGCACUGGGUUGCCUUGAUAAUCUGAUAGGGAGGAAGUCUCCACAAACCCCAUGCGGCUCAGCAGCACAGUACAGCAGCAUUGUACAACGUGUGUAAUGGAUUGUUGUCGUAGAUUAGUUUGCAACAACUUUGUGCUGCAAAAUAUUAAUUGAUAUGCAUUUCGGCUGAUGGACCAUGCUGUCAUGGCGAAAACAAACCCCUAUCUUUCAUAUUCUACGGCUCACAAUUCAACAUGACAGCACGUACACUGUUGUGCAUUUUUGCUGUGCUGACGCUUUAGUCUUUCCCAUUCAGGAAAGGCAACAACUUGUUUUAAAAAAAGGCCUCGCUCAGCUGAUUAGACAAAAUCAAGACCAGUCCAUGGUUUGCUGCUUAAAACAAAUGCUGUGGAAAAACAUUGGGCCAGAAAGCUCAUAAGUUAAUGCACUCAAAUGGAAUUAUAUUUUGUAUGGAAACAGAUCCUUGUCUGUUUAUAACUUUAUUCGCUUGAAAAUAUAACCAAUAUUCACUAUAAUACAGUUAAAUUAUUGUACAGCUUUGUGUUCUUGGUGUAAAUUGGUAGUGGGGUGAUGUGAUUACGCAAUGGUGAGUGAGCGUCUUGAUGAUUAGAAAUGCAUGAUGAGGAAUGAAGUGCCUGUCGAGCCGGUGGCUGUGAUCCAUGGCAACGCAGAGAAAAUUCGACGUUUUGGUGACCGCACAGCCGCAGCUGCGACAGUAAUGGCUACUGAACAUUGGGGCCAGAAGACCGGAAGGGAAGUGUGGUUGUGCAAUGACUUAUCACAAUUAAGAGAUAACAGAAAUAACUCGACAACUGAUUAAACAUUGUUUUGUUUUUUUUCUUUCUGUUGAGUAACUUAACGGAAUUGUUUCUCCUUGACAAGCCACUUCGUUGCUGUCCAGCGACUUGCACGUUUUGUUUUGACGGUAGAAUCUUGAGCAGCAGAAUGCUCUGGCGAGUGGAUGGAAUGCGUCACGUAUAGUUAGUCUCAUUUUUCAUUUAUUGCAUUUUCAUUCGCUGUGUUUCUUUGAAAAUAAAAUAACAUAGAAGGCCGUUUAAAUGUG